Molecule: messenger RNA, 2893 nt
Organism: Oncorhynchus masou masou (cherry salmon)
Lineage: Eukaryota; Metazoa; Chordata; Actinopteri; Salmoniformes; Salmonidae
Product: zinc finger protein Gfi-1b-like
Exons: 7
Coding region: 173-1288 (371 amino acids)
Source: RefSeq, a predicted model, not a curated record
CAUGAGCUUCCAUUUGAGUGGACCUGACUGCUGAAGGACCUGUGUCAUCAAGAUGGGGAGAGUCUUAGGAUGGCUCUUCACUGCCUGACUCAAAGCUGUCAUCGUUCUCCUCGUCACUUGUUCUCUGGUGUGCUGUCAGACUGACUGCAAGACUGGCUGUUGCACUCGGUUAAUGGGUGAGGGGGUAAAGAAAAGGGGAUGUUACCGACACCAAAGAGAUAGCAACCACUCCAGAUUCAACUGUGCAUACAAGUGGUAUUUAUCUCUCUCACGCUCUGCACCUUCCCCUUGCCUCAGCUCUGUCAUGCCUCGCUCAUUCCUGGUCAAGAGUAAGAGACCAGGGUCUCAUCCCCCUUGCUUCUCUAAAGGCACCAGCCACACAACCCCUGACCAGCCACAACCUCAUACAAAUCAUCACGACAGGCAGAACAGGGCGUGGCAGGAAGUAAGGUCCCCGCAUCGGAGCCCCUUCCAGGAGGACCAGGGCAACCUGUGCUCAGGGUCAGAAGUCAAGGACAACAUGGACUACCCCUGUUCUAGCUGGGACGCCAUGGCAACCAGACCACACAGCACCUCUCCAGCUGACCUCUGGACCAGCAGGUCUGCAGAAACCCAAGGGUACGAUGGUGUGGAGCCUUCCGAGUCUGCCCUGCCCUGGUACCCACACUGGCCCCGGGGCCCUGACAGAGAGAGGGAGCUGGAGAAACUGGUCCAUGUCUUACUGAGCCACAGGCCACAUAUGGACCUCAAUUCCACCAGCCCAUGCCCCCUCUGUGAAAAGGUCUUGUACUCAGGAGCUGUACUGAAGACUAAUUUCCUCAGGUCACGUACAUGCGUGCAUGCAGUCCCAUUGGCCACAUCAGCCAAAGCCCCAGAGCACCCCUAUGAGUUCAAACAAGCUCUGGGCAUGUACGGAAGACCAAAGGAGCGUAGCUAUAGCUGUAAGGAGUGUGGGAAGGUAUUCAAGCGCUCCUCCACCCUGUCCACCCACCUGCUCAUCCACUCUGACACCAGGCCCUACCCCUGCCAGUACUGUGGCAAGAGGUUCCAUCAGAAGUCAGACAUGAAGAAACACACCUUCAUACACACAGGUGAGAAGCCCCAUGUGUGCCAGGUGUGUGGCAAGGCCUUCAGCCAGAGCUCCAACCUCAUCACCCACAGCCGUAAACACAGCAGCUACUGGCCGUUCAGCUGCACGCACUGCCAAAGCAGCUUCCAGCGCAGACUGGACCUACAGCGCCACCAGGAGACACAAUGUGUCCAUAGCAGCGUGUACACACAGAGCUGAGGCCACCGGUAUAAUGGAGAUUUGUAUUACAUAAGUACUGUAUGUAGCACAAGAAUGAGUGCUUUGUAUAGAUUGUUGACUGGUAUUUGCAGUUCCAUUUUUAUAUGGUACUUUGAUCAGUGAUUGAGGCUAAGCACAUUACUUGUGUUCAAGUUAUUUGGGCAUUUGCUUUUGCUCACAGCUUUUCAGGUUGACCGUUUGGAUAGUGCCUUGAGGGCACCUGAUCACUUUAACAUCUCUAGCAAUGUUAUAUAUAUAGUGUACGAGCUGGAUUCCAUUAUUAGCACAGAAGAUCAGCGUUGAGCCAGUUGAAAUGUAAAGAUAAUUUUAGAUUGAGCCAACAUAUGCAACAUUUACCACGAAUGCUGUCUCCGCCAACACGGAAACGUUGCCUUUAAAUGUCAGUCACGCUUUAAUGCUACGGAUUGAAUCCAGACCUUUAGGUCCUGGUCUCUACUAUGCUGUAUGUCUAAAAGGACACCUUAUUAAAAAAAGGUGGUUUGUAGAGUGACAAAGCAAACCCCUAUUUCCCACGGUAAUUGUCAAUUUUCCUCAGAGAGCCGUUGCAAUUGUAGCUCCCAUUGUUGGUGUAUGAAUGAAGCUGCCAUUUUCACUUCACUGUGGCAGCCCACCCAAGGGCAUAAUAAUAUACAUUCAGGCCAUGGGGAACAUGACAGCAGUACGAGCAGAGAGAGACAAUGAUUAUGUUUAAGUGAUGCUCCACAAUUAUGGCGAGACAACGUGACUGUAUAUUUUCAGUGUCAUAGCCUGGUCAGCAUGAGUAUAUAUAAAAAGGGAUUUAGAUAUAAAAAAAUAAAUACUCUGUUUAAGUUUAGAAUUUCUGGGGCUUCAUUCAUUGUUCUCUCCCGCACUUUAUUUGAAGAUAAAACACAAAAACUCAGCCACAGAUAUUUCAUUUAAAUAGCAACAGCACAGAUAAUAUCAAACAAAGGGUCACAGUUACAACAUAGAUAUAUACAAUAAGGAUCUGGAUAAUGGCAAUUGCCCUCACACAUACAGUGCCUUGCGAAAGUAUUCGGCCCCCUUGAACUUUGCGACCUUUUGCCACAUUUCAGGCUUCAAACAUAAAGAUAUAAAACUAUAUUUUUUUGUGAAGAAUCAACAACAAGUGGGACAAAAUCAUGAAGUGGAACGACAUUUAUUGGAUAUUUCAAACUUUUUUAACAAAUCAAAAACUGAAAAAUUGGGCAUGCAAAAUUAUUCAGCCCCUUUACUUUCAGUGCAGCAAACUCUCUCCAGAAAUUCAGUGAGUAUCUCUGAAUGAUCCAAUGUUGACCUAAUUGACUAAUGAUGAUAAAUACAAUCCACCUGUGUGUAAUUUAGUCUCCGUAUAAAUGCACCUGCACUGUGAUAGUCUCCGAGGUCCGUUAAAAGCGCAGAGAGCAUCAUGAAGAACAAGGAACACACCAGGCAGGUCCGAGAUACUGUUGUGAAGAAGUUUAAAGCCGGAUUUGGAUACAAAAAGAUUUCCCAAGCUUUAAAACAUCCCAAGGAGCACUGUGCAAGCGAUAAUAUUGAAAUGGAAGGAGUAUCAGACCACUGCAAAUCUACCAAGACCUGGCCGUCCCUCUAAACUUUCAGCUC